Stylonychia lemnae is the source of this 2517-nucleotide messenger RNA. The record is from the annotation of a GenBank genome assembly. NCBI's taxonomy places the organism in Eukaryota, Ciliophora, Spirotrichea, Sporadotrichida, Oxytrichidae.
AUGGACUUUUUAAAUGAGAUCUUCGGGAGUGAAAUCAAUGAACUCUAAAAGCAUGCUAAGGUGAUAAAUCACUUGGAUAGAUAUUUAAGAGAAAAUGGAUCGAAUGAAGAACUUCUAUCUUUGAUAAUUGAAUCGAUGACAAAUUGGGAUGACACAAUGCUAAUAGAGUGCGCCUGUUCCUUCGUGAGGCCAUUGGAAUUAGAUUUAAUUGACAAGAAAAACAAAUAAAAAAUACUAAAAAUAGCAGUAGAUAUUGUAUCAAAUGAUGUUAACGCCGGAAACGAACAACUAUAUGAAUCUUGGUUCACCAUAUAUGAUAUGAUAAUUGAAAAGGUUGAGAUAGAUUAUUCUUUGAAAGAAAUAUUUCCAAUCAUAGUCGAGAUGACGGGAUUAAAAAUUCCAUUUGUAAAGAGAAAGAGAGGAAAUAGGUUGGCUAUCAGCUUUGCUAGAUAAGUAGGAGAAUUAGGAUUCGAUAAGGAUCCCGUAGUACUAAAAACCAUUCUAGCGAUUUGCUAAGAUAACAAUUACAAAAUUAGACUAGAUGGAGUGAUAUUUCUAAAAGAAUACUUGAUUAGAGAAUAGGCCAGAUAAAAUAGACGCUUCCAUGAUAUCUAUUUGCCAGAAUUAAUCGAGUUACUCAACGAUGAGGAGGCCUACAUUAGAAUCGAAGCUCUAGAAAUUCUAACUGAUAUCUUACAAGAAAUAGACAUGGCAACAAUUGAAAAAGACUAUCUGCCCAGUUUGUAAAAUACUUUCGACGUCGGAAUUGAGGAAAUAGACUUAAGGAUGGCUAAAUUAAUUGGAAAUGUGGUAUAUCAACUAAAGUAACUUGAUUUUCACAUGUUGUACAAAGAUAAAUUUCUGUAGUAUUUUCAUCACGUGUGCAUCCAUAAGGAUGUUGAAAUGAGAAGAUAAGGGGCUUUCAAUCUUGCCAUAUUUCACUAACUCUAUAAAGAGCAUCAACCAGAGAGAAUGAUAGAUUUCUACGAAAUUUAUUUUCACUUCUCUCGAGAUAAUGAUACUUUGAUAAGAAAAACAGUUGCUUCUUGCAUUCAUGAAGCCUUCAUUUUAACUAAUUAGGAAGAGGAUACUUAUAAAUUAAGAGAGGCUUUCAAAAUCCUUUUGGAGGAUACAACCAGAGAGGUCAUAGCAGCGAUUACUGAAAAUAUUGAGGUAAUUUUGGACAACUUUUGCAAUGACCACAGUUUGAACCACUAUCACGUGCAAUCUAUCAAUAUCCAUGAAAAUAAUAUGCUCACUCCUAAUGCUUCCUAGGGAUAAAUAGGCCAAAAAGGGUCAUAGUAAAGUGACUUCACUACUGCUAUCACCAAAUCUAAAGACAGAAAGCAAUCCAAAAGAAAUAAUGUCCCCUUUGAAAUAGCAAAAGAGGAGGAACCCAAUUUCACACCAGAAUAAGUGAGUGAAUUACUAUUGGCUGAUCUUAUCGGAAAGCUAAUGAUAUUUGACGGAAAUCUAUCAAACAUUCAUGGACUUUGGAGGAAUCAGUAGAAGUUCAUAUAGCAUUUAGGCAAUCUUAAAAAAGUAGAGAUAUAUGUGAAGCUAUAUGACGCCAUGAUUCCUAGCUUAUUAGAGUACAUUAGAGGAGGAAAUGCUGAGAUAAGAUAGGCAUCUGCUUUAUGUCUUUCAAAGAUACUUUAAUAUCAAUACAACUCUCAGAAGAGAUAGGAAUUAAUUACACUUAUUAAACAAGACUUAGCUGAGUCAACAAGCUGUGUGCUUAGAAAAACAUUUAUUUACUUUUGUAAAUAUGCAGUCAACUGCUUCUCAAGAUAAUUAUUCCGAACUCACUUCAAUGAGGCAUAUCUAUCUUUAAGCAAGGAUCGAGUCCCAACUGUCAGGAUAGAAUUCGCACACUCUAUAGUGCAUAUAAAGCCUUACCUAGACUAUGAUAUUAAUCUAAACCUUGAGUUGAUGGAUAUAUUAAAUAGAUUAAAAUAAGAUCAUGAUAGAGAUGUAGUUGAGGCAGUUGAGCAAUGCGAUUUCAAGUUACUCUAAUAAAGAAAAAAGACAAAGGAUGAGGAGAAAUUAAUGAUUCAAUAAGACCAAGAGCGACUGGAGCAUGAGGCAAGGCUUGUUAUUCGAGAAUAAAGAGAGGAAGAGGAAAGAAAAAAACGAUAAGAAGAGGAAGAAGAAUCGAAAUUCGAUUUUUAAACUCUAUUGCAAGAGUCAAGUAAGAAGUUUAAGGUAAAAAUUCUUUAGCCAUUAAUAAUUAAAUAGAGAGGGAAAUUCAAUGCAUUUGCAUUGUCAAGAAGGCCAGGCUUUGGAAGUAUUGCUUCUAAAAAUCUAACUUCAACAGCCAAUUCAAUAAAUACAGGCAUUAAGACCACAAAGCUUAAUGGUUAAUCACUAUCAGUUGAUAAAACUCCUACUAAGAUUAAAAAAGCAACAUAAGGAGCUAAAAAGUAUAUAAUUUCUCAUUAUUAUAAUCUCAAUAUAGUCAAAAUAAUCUACUACCUCCAUCUGGAAGCUAGUCGAACGGGGAAAGAAAAUCAAUGA